UCUUUCUCUCAAAGCCCCACCAUUCUCAUCUUUCGAGCACAUAAAUUCCUUCUCUUCUCACUCUUCCUCUUCCCAACCCUUCUCUCUCUUUCUCUCUCUUUCUCAGAUCCUCAUCAUAUACCACUUUGCUUCCAUCUCUAACACUGCAACGUCACUCAUCAAAUCUUACUCUUAUUUCUUCUUUCUCCAUCUUCUACUAUUUCUUUCAACAAUUUCAUCAAGAAUGCGAAAUAUCAACACCGUGAAGCAAGAAUUCCUCAAAAAAUGGAUAUGGGGUCUCAGAAAAUAUAGCUCUCAAAAGAAGAACAUGAGUCUGUUGGAGAGAAAGAAGGCCAUAAAGCUGUCAGCAGAUUUGGCCAUGGCUUCCACCAGAAACAAAACCACUCGCUGGAGCAAGGCCCUCAUAGCCAAUGCUUCCAAAAGUAGCAGCAACAAAGUCCUCACGGAACACGUGCUGGGCUCAUCACCACCACCACAGAGGGUAAGGAAAAGCUCAGCGAAUUAUUCGCACAGCACAAGGAUGAGAAGCUGCAGAAGAAGAAAGCGCGCAGUCCACAGACCAAAGGAUAGGGUGGUGGCGAGUUUCAUUGCGAAAAAGCUGGUCCAGAAGCGAACGCGGAGGCUGAAGAGUCUCUUACCAGGAGGAGAAUUCAUGGACGAUGUGUCUCUGGUGGAGGAAACCCUAGAUUAUGUAGAAUCACUGCGAGCUCAAGUUGAAGUAAUGAGAUGCCUCGUCACUGCCUCAGAGCUCAUGAUCCUAAAUCCAUCGUAAAUAUCUCUUUAGAAUAUACAAUUAUAAUCAAUCCAUAUGCUUCAUUAUAUUAUAUUUUUAUAAUAUUAUGUUUUUUAAUAUUUGUUUUCUGGUUUUAUAAAAUUUGCCUCUUCACAUUUUCUCUUUGUGAGAUAGAAGGGGUGGAGAAGAAAAUUAAAAAAGAGGCGUUCCCAUGUAUACGCUAAGGCAUUGUACAGAGGUAAACAUAUAUAAAUCAAAUUAAGGUUUUAUUUUCAUCCUCAGUUGGCUUAUUUGCGUGUUUAUCUUUGAUUCGUCCACUUUUGUUUUUGCUUUUAUCAUGAUAUGCCAAUCUGUAUGUAUCAUUAAACCGAUGUGAGGAAAUUAUUCUAUAUAUAUGAUAUCUUGGUUGUUAGUA
This is a messenger RNA of Vigna unguiculata (cowpea), 1148 nucleotides long. It is a transcript of the gene P1R1, whose product is annotated as transcription factor. NCBI's taxonomy places the organism in Eukaryota, Viridiplantae, Streptophyta, Magnoliopsida, Fabales, Fabaceae. The record is from RefSeq and is a predicted model, not a curated record. Gene Ontology annotation, biological process: regulation of DNA-templated transcription.